Morone saxatilis (striped sea-bass) is the source of this 2005-nucleotide messenger RNA. RefSeq names its product occludin. The record is from RefSeq and is a predicted model, not a curated record. The transcript is spliced from 9 exons. Gene Ontology annotation, molecular function: cis-regulatory region sequence-specific DNA binding. NCBI's taxonomy places the organism in Eukaryota, Metazoa, Chordata, Actinopteri, Moronidae. Gene Ontology annotation, cellular component: transcription elongation factor complex; membrane; bicellular tight junction. Gene Ontology annotation, biological process: positive regulation of transcription elongation by RNA polymerase II; snRNA transcription by RNA polymerase II; bicellular tight junction assembly. Bases 305 to 1951 code for a protein of 548 amino acids.
GACAGGCGGGACAAAGCACUUGUUCGGAGGCUGCAGUCUUGUGAAGGAGCCGUAGUCUCUUGUCUCUGCUCCGGGAGACAUCAGCUUAUAGUCGAACCGAGACGCUUUUAAUUUCUUUAAAGAUCAAAUAAAAGAUUGCUUCACUUCAACAUUAACUCAGAAACAGGUGAAUUUAAUCUGACGGACGCGUUGUUGGUUUUUUUCUCAGCUGUCUCAAACUUUUGAGAAGAAGAGGAGGAUUUGACAGGAAACAUUAUUAUUUUGUACCCUUUCAUCGAUCUUCAGUUCAGGCCAUUUUUGAGCCAUGUUUGACAAGCAGCGCUACGAGAGUCCACCUGUCUACAGUCCUCCUUUCACCUCGCCAUCCAACAACGGCUUUGGCCCUCCAGGCAGCUUCCAUGGCCCUCAGAGCGAUUACAACGCAUACCCACCGCCGCCGGGAUCUUACUACAUUGAGGACAGACCGCAGCACUUCUACAAAUGGCUGUCACCUCCAGGAAUCGUCAAGGCCAUGAUGGCCACGGUUAUCGUGUUGUGUGUGGCGAUAUUUGCCUGUGUGGCCUCCACUCUCAUGUGGGACAUGCAGUACGGAAUGGGGAUGGGAAUGGGAAUGGGCUACGGCAGCGGAUACGGUGGCGGCAGCUACGGCUCAGGAUACAGUGGUUAUGGUGGUUAUGGAGGUUAUGGAGGUUAUGGAGGCUACGGCAGCAGCAGCUACGGCUCCUACAUCUCACCUUACUCAGCCAAAACCACCAUGAUUGCCAUGGCAGCCAUUAACUUCAUUGGGGCACUGGCCUUCUUCAUCACCAGCUUCUCUAAAUCCAACACUGUCCGCAGUAGGAAGUUCUUUCUUGCCCUCCUGAUAAGCAGCAUCGUUAUGGCUGUCCUGCAGGGAAUCAUAAACAUUGUUUACAUCGUCGGGGUGAACCCCAUGGCCCAGGGCUCCUCCAGUAUGAUGUACAAUCCGAUGCUUAUGAUGUGCCAGAACCUCUACCAGACCAGCUACUCACAGAUGGGAGGAGUGGGAGGCUUCCCCAUAUACAACCAGUAUCUCUACCAUUACUGCUUUGUGGACCCACAGGAGGGAGUUGCUAUGGUGUGUGGAUUCCUGGUUGUCAUCGCCUUCGGUGUGGCAGCUUUCUUCGCACACAAAACCAGAGGGAAGAUCUGGCGCUACGGCAAACCAAACAUCUACUGGGACGAGCCCCUUGUCGGCGGGAAGGCCUCGGAGGGCAGGGAUGUAGAGGAAUGGGUGAACAAUGUGGAGGAAAAUCGCAGUGUUCAAGACGCCCCUACCCUGCUGGUGUCAGAGAAGGGAGCCGGGCUGCUCAACGCCUCAGCAAACAGUGUCAUCUCCUACCCCCCAGCCAAGGUGGACAGCAGCUCCUAUAAUGGGGACGAAGACGACAACAACGAGUACUCAGAGAGAACCACCAGCCGGCCAUCAGAGGCUUUCUCUCAUGGUGGAAGAACCAGCUCCAGCCCUUCAGAGGAGACAGGCGGGGGCCGAAAACCCUCUGCCAACAGGGGCAAGAGACGCAGACGUAACCCUGAGCUGGAUGAGUCUCAGUAUGAGACAGAGUACACCACAGGAGGAGAAACAGGCAAUGAACUCGACAGAGAAGAAUGGGAGAGUGCGUACCCAGAUAUAAGAUCUGAUGCCGAGCGCCAUGACUAUAAGAGAGAGUUUGAUGCCGACCUUAGGGAAUACAAGCGCCUGUGUGCUGAGAUGGACGACAUUAAUGAUCAGAUGAACAAACUCAGCCGGCAGCUGGACACACUGGACGACACCUCUGCCAAAUACCAGGCUGUAGCAGAUGAAUAUAACCAGUUGAAGGAUCUGAAGCAGACAUCGGACUACCAAUCUAAGAAGAAACAGUGUCGCAGGCUGAGACACAAACUGUUCCACAUCAAGCGCAUGGUGAAGAACUACGACAAGAACCACUCGUGAAUCCACUGAGUCCUGAAACACUCAGCUCUGUGAUCUCCACAGCAAACACUCACA